Zygotorulaspora mrakii is the source of this 1701-nucleotide messenger RNA. RefSeq names its product F-box protein. NCBI's taxonomy places the organism in Eukaryota, Fungi, Ascomycota, Saccharomycetes, Saccharomycetales, Saccharomycetaceae. Gene Ontology annotation, molecular function: protein binding; cis-regulatory region sequence-specific DNA binding. The transcript has a single exon. The coding region runs from base 1 to 1701 and encodes 566 amino acids. The record is from RefSeq and is a predicted model, not a curated record. Gene Ontology annotation, cellular component: nucleus.
AUGACUGGAGAGUUCAAAAGACAAAGCCGGUUGCCAGCUUACAGGAUCAAUGUGUAUGCUAUUUCCCCCCGCCAUCCUCUAGGUGUCAAACCUUCCGGAAAUGUUUUAUUAGUUACUGAAAAUCUUGAAGAGACAAAAAAAAGAAGGGCAAUGCUGCUCGGGGACUUCGCAAAAUUUUCAGAAGAACUUUUGUUGGAGGUCUUGACCUAUUUGAAUGAUCAAGACUUGAAAAAUUUGUCCCAUUGUUCCAGGAUACUAUAUGCAUAUGCAUAUAGUGAAGAUUUGUGGAGAAAUAUGUACAUGAAGGAAUACUGUCGCUUGGGAAAAGCACAUUCCUGCGGAGAAAUAGUACCUUUUGCGAGUCAGAAAUGGAGAGGUUCGUGGAGAAAAUCUGUCUUAGGCAUAGCUCAUGAGGCAUUGCCGCAGUCAAAUGACCUUAUUUUCUCUGACAUUCUUUACAGACCAUACCAGUGCUCCAAGAUUAAUUACAGAAUGCUUUUUAAAGACAUUAUAGAACUUGAGGAAAAAUCUUACCACUGCUGCCAUUCUCUAAAUAAACAGUUUGGGAUAGAGAGAUUUCGUGAGGAAGACAUUUUGCAAGAAGGUUUCAAGACGAAAUAUGUCGAGAAGCCCUUCAUUUUACAAUCUGCCACUGUCAGAGAUAGAUGGCCGAAUUGGGAUCUUGAUCAUCUAUUGAAAAUGUUUCCUGAAAAGUGCUUCCGUCAAGAAGCAGUUCAGUGGAAGCUAUCCAAAUAUAUCGAUUACGCUAGAAACAACAUGGAUGAAUCACCACUCUAUCUUUUUGAUUGUAAUGGUAGUCCGAUAAAACAAAUUGCUGAGCAAUAUGUGUCACCGAGUUUAUUCAAGAGUGACUUUUUUAAGCUUUUCAAAAAAGAAGGAAUAAAGUGCAGACCUGAUCACAGGUGGCUGAUAGCAGGCCCAGAACGUAGCGGAUCUACUUUCCAUAAAGAUCCGAAUCAAACAUCCGCUUGGAAUACUGUUCUCAGCGGCAUGAAGCUGUGGAUUAUGUUACCACCUGAGGUCAAACCCCCUGGUGUAAGCACAGAUAAGGAUGAAGAUGAAGUAACGGCACCCGUUGGAAUAUCAGAGUGGAUACUUUCUGGUUUUUACAAUGAUUCAGUUCAAUUGGCAUUACAAGGACAAUGUCUCAUCGGUAUUACGUUUCCUGGUGAAUGUAUAUAUGUGCCUUCAGGAUGGUGGCACUCUGUCAUUAACUUAACAGACACUGUUGCUUUGACAGAGAACUUUGUUCCGGAGCCUGUUCUUGGCAAGGUUUUAUAUUUCCUCAAGAACAAAAAGUCUCAAAUUUCAGGAUUUCAUGCGAAGGACGUUGUUAGGUCCGUGAGAGCUUUCAUCAAUGAAAGCCGGGACAACGUUUCUACUGAUGAUGAGGACAAUUAUAUUCAGAUCUUGCAGGAUUUCCUCGAUAAUAGUGAAAAUUACGAACUCGAUAACGAAGAUUGUGGGGUCAAAUCAUAUUCUGAGUUAGAGCUUCCAAUCUUUGAAUUCUUCAUUGAAUUAAUAAAGAAAUCCCCUCAUAGAGAUGCGUUGCCGGCUGCAUUGAAAUGUCUGCAUGAGAUGGAAGGGAGAGUCAAUAACAUUGCAAAAAAAUCUGCUAUGUGGCAGAAGCUGAAAGGGAGUGACGAAAUGACUUUCUCAUUUGGUCUUUCAGUUGAGUAA